Molecule: messenger RNA, 898 nt
Organism: Etheostoma cragini (Arkansas darter)
Lineage: Eukaryota; Metazoa; Chordata; Actinopteri; Perciformes; Percidae
Gene: gal
Product: galanin/GMAP prepropeptide
Exons: 8
Coding region: 127-555 (142 amino acids)
Cellular component (GO): extracellular region
Molecular function (GO): hormone activity
Source: RefSeq, a predicted model, not a curated record
GUGUACAGCGGCAGUGUUGGACUACAAGGACAUAAAAGGUGGACGGAGUCCUGAUUUCUUCUGAACCACAACAAGAAGCUUCCACUGCUGAUCUAGAGUGCAACAGGCGGGAGAGGCUUUUCAAAGAUGCAGAGGUGCUUUGGGAUUGUUUGCGUGUCACUCAUCUUUUGCGCAGCUCUGUCUGAGACCAUCGGCUUGGUCAUUGCGGCAAAGGACAAACGUGGCUGGACACUGAACAGUGCUGGCUACUUGUUAGGUCCCCGUCGUAUUGAUCACCUAAUUCAGAUAAAGGAUUCUCCCAGUGCCAGAGGCAGAGACGAGCUGGUCACUCAAUAUGGAAUAGAUGGACACAGGACACUCGGAGAAAAGCCGGGUCUGGCUGGCAAGAGGGGCAUGGACCAGGAGGAGGACUUCAGAACGGGUGCCCUGAGAAUAGGAGAUGGAGAUAUCAUCCACACUGUCAUUGACUUCCUGUCGUAUCUAAAGCUGAAAGAGAUGGGAGCCUUGGACAGCCUGCCUUCCUCUGUGACAUCAGACGAACUAGCCAAUCCCUGAUGCAUCUGCCUCUCUGCAGUUCAUCUCCAUGUACACAAGUCUAUGUUUCUGCUGUCCCAGCUACCACUGCCCUAAAAACGCCACCUCACUGUAGCUCCAUACACACUGUGAUGCUGGAUCUGUCCCAGUUCCAGAGAGCGGACUAACUCUUGGAGAUUGUCCCCCAUUACAAAAUCUAAUCUUUCUGCUCUCCUGUGUAAAUAUAUUGUUAUAUCCACUGAGGGUCAGUGAGUGUCUGCGGACUUUAGGUGGAUCUAGGUAAUCAGAAACCAACAAUGUAUUAUCAUCUAAAUAUAAUGUGAUUGAUUAAAGAAGAUGGAGUGAAAAUAAAUAAAUGGCACUG